AUGGCGACUGCAGGAUAUGCCUCAAGCUCCCGGGCCGCAUAUCCGGAAGCACAGGCCAACAUCGCCCCUCAAGGACAUGUACCACGCUACCCGGUGCUCUCAUCAAGUUUACAGAACACCAUGGCAUCUCCAGGACAUGCCCCAGAUCCCCCGGCACCCCAUCCAAAUGCACAAGGAUAUGUGAUGCCUCCACAAAGCUACCGAAUCCCCUACUCGAGUGUAGGGGACUCCACGGCCCCUUAUCUGAAUGCGCAUGGGUACAUGGGAUCCUAUGCGACACCACCGUAUCCUUUGCCAGAGUGGGAAACUGCCUGGCAGGAAGAGGACGAGGACGUCCGCUAA
Dacryopinax primogenitus is the source of this 342-nucleotide messenger RNA. RefSeq lists its product as uncharacterized. The record is from RefSeq and is a predicted model, not a curated record. NCBI's taxonomy places the organism in Eukaryota, Fungi, Basidiomycota, Dacrymycetes, Dacrymycetales, Dacrymycetaceae. The transcript has a single exon. The coding region runs from base 1 to 342 and encodes 113 amino acids.